Stylonychia lemnae is the source of this 1071-nucleotide messenger RNA. NCBI's taxonomy places the organism in Eukaryota, Ciliophora, Spirotrichea, Sporadotrichida, Oxytrichidae. The record is from the annotation of a GenBank genome assembly.
AUGCAUUUAGGCUCAUAUGGAGUUGUUUUUAAGGGAUCUAAAAAAGACUCAAAAGAUUUAGAUGAAAAUGGGAAGUAAAAGCAAUAUGCUGUCAAGAGAAUAUUUCCCACAAUUAAUGCUGCAUUUAUUCUAAUUGAGAUGUUAAUCUUGAAACUUUUAAACGGAGAAAACAAUGUCACUGAUCUCAUUUGCGGAUAUAGACUUGAAGGGCAAGUUUCAUUAGUUUUCAAAUAUCAAAAGAGCAAACCUUUCCUAACUUACUUAACUACAUUCAAUCUGGAUGAUAUAAGAAAGUAUAUGUUAGCCUUACUGAAGGCUGUAAGCCAUAUUUCUAACUAUGGAGUAAUUCAUAGAGACAUUAAACCCUCAAACUUCCUUUAUGACCCUGUAACUCAUACAGGACUUCUAAUUGAUUUUGGUCUUUCCGAGAUAUAAGUUGACUAGAAUGGAAGACCAGUAAAGCUAGCAGAUAAUGAAACAGUAAAGAAGAUCGCAGAUCUUUAAAAGAAAUUAAAAAUUAAGAAUAGAACAGGUACCAAAGGUUACAUGCCUCCUGAAGCCCUGUUAAAUUAUCAAUAAUAAUCAAGCGCAGUUGAUGUGUGGGCUUGUGGAGUUAUUUUCCUCAGUUUUCUAGCAUAAAGACACCCUAUAUUCUCACUAAAUAACAGCUCAAAGAUAAAGAAUUUUACAAUUUCUAACCUCAUUCCCUUCGUUUGCCUCUUUGGUUAGAACAACAUAAAAGAAAUUGCAUUUAAGUUAGGUUAUGGAUGUCUGAUUCCUGAAGAAAUGUAAAAGGAAAGAAUUGAAUGGAAAGAGAUAUGCAAGAUUCAUGAUGAUAAAGCCUUCGACCUUCUUAAUAGAAUGCUAGAAUUAGAUCAUAGCAAAAGAAUAAAACCAGAAGAAGCCCUGAAACAUCCAUUCUUCACACAAAACUAUCAAAAUCAAAGUAGAAAUAAUGAACAGAGUGCUGAGAGAUACCAAUUGCAACCUUAUCAAUAAUAACAAUAAACUUCAUCUAAUCAAAUGCAUCUUGAACAAUAUAACCCUAAUCCUUUUGCAGCAAACUGUUGA